ACAGUAUCAGAGUUUCGCCUGAGAACUGAGCAUAUGGCGUGUUCCGAACGCGGUCGUUUAUAAGCCGUGAGAGGAGUCAUUCAUCCAGACACAUUACACACUGAAGAUGGCUUCGGUUUGGAGUCUGGCGUUUACCUUGGUCGUCGUGGGUUUGGGAUUCUGCCACGGCAAGUUAUGCAUUCCCGACUGCUCGGAAAUGAGGGAGGGCGACAAGAUCCCUGAUCCUACUAACUGCUUCCGCUAUUACUACUGCAGCGACCCCGAAGGCACAGGCGAGCUGAUCCACUCCUCUGAGCCUUUAGACUGUCCUGAGGGGUAUUAUUUCAACGCUGAGCUCCAAAUAUUAGAAUGUGAGCCAAUCGUCCCAGAAAAUAUGCACUGCACCACUCUAUGUAACCCGUGUGAGGUGAAGUGUACAGCGCCAGGUACGCUCAUCCCGAGUGUGAAUGACUGUGGAAUGUACAAGAUCUGCCUGGACGACGGGAACUCUAUCGACGACGCUUGUCCCAGCAACCUGCCUUAUUUCGACUACGAGGCGGGCAUCUGCUCUCAAGACCCUAGUGGCUGCUACAGCCUCUGUGACCCCUGCGAUCUCUACUGCACGCAUGAAGGCAAAGUCCCUGAUCCUCUCGACUGCAUGAUGUACUAUUACUGCGACCCUCCUCUUCUCUCUCACUUCGAGUGUCCAAAUGGCGAGAUGUUCAACCCGGACACCCUGGUCUGCGAGAACAAUCUGACGGGCAAUUGUACCAACUUGUGUUAAAGACAUGUUCCGGUUUUAUGUUGUUUGUCUCAUUCCAGUUGCGAUGAAUUUCUCAGAAUGCUCUCGUCGGUCAUGAUGGCGCUGGUUUUGUAAGACAGAGAUAAACAGAUAUAGGUACAUACUAACACAGACAGAUAUAUAGGAAUACACACACACACACACGCGCCCUUCACCCACACCCCACACACACAUACACACGCACAGACACACACACACACGCACGGACGAACACACACACACACACACACACACACACACACACACACACACACAGGGGGAGAAUAAAGGGAAGGAGAGAGAGAGAGAGAGCGAAAGAGACAGAGAGAGAGAGAAACAGAGAGAUGGGGGGGGGGGCAGAGCCAGAGACAUAGAGAAGGCACGAAAGGGAGAAUGCAAGAGGAUGGAGAGUUAGGAAGACCAGCGAACUUCUGAUAAAAGUAAAAGGCAAUUUGUUUACGCAAUAGAUUUUAAUAAAAAUGUCACGAUAA
This is a messenger RNA of Penaeus indicus, 1251 nucleotides long. RefSeq lists its product as uncharacterized. The transcript has 4 exons. The coding region runs from base 107 to 763 and encodes 218 amino acids. Gene Ontology annotation, molecular function: chitin binding. The record is from RefSeq and is a predicted model, not a curated record. NCBI's taxonomy places the organism in Eukaryota, Metazoa, Arthropoda, Malacostraca, Decapoda, Penaeidae. Gene Ontology annotation, cellular component: extracellular region.